AACAACUUUCAUCAUUUUGUGGUGGUCUGCUGGGUUGUGUUUAUAUCAGGAUACUUACUGUACUUAAAUCAAAUCUUUAAUCUCUUAUUAUUUUAAAUAACUUGAAUCUAUAAUGCAAACUACAAAAUUGUUUUCUUGCAUAAACCUUAUUGGUAGAAGUGUUUCAAGUCCAUUUGCCCAUCAAUUGUGUCGUAUUACUACUUCUUCAAAAGCUACAAAGUCUUUUAAAAUUCAAGAUGAAAAAGAUUUUGAUGAGAGAGUAAAGAAAAGUAAAACUCCAGUUAUUGUCGACUUUUUUGCAACAUGGUGCAACCCCUGCAAAGCUUUGACUCCGAGAAUAGAAUCAGUGGUGGCUGAGAAGGAAGGGAAAAUUGUCUUGGCCAAGGUGGACAUUGAUGAACAAGAGAAGUUGGCAGAUGACUAUGAUAUAAAAACUGUACCUGUACUUCUUGUGAUGAGGAAUGGAAAAGUUGAGGACAAAUUAGUGGGUUUACAAGACACAGACAAACUUCACAAGUUCAUUGAUCAAGUCAUUGCAAAGUAAACAACCCGGUUUAUGGAGUGAGGAGAGUCUUUUAUAGAGAAAACUAUUACCACCAUGUGAAAAUUAAUUUAUUCCAUGUAAAUUUUUUAGAAAUAUAAUAAUUUAUAAUUUCA
Molecule: messenger RNA, 657 nt
Organism: Macrosteles quadrilineatus (aster leafhopper)
Lineage: Eukaryota; Metazoa; Arthropoda; Insecta; Hemiptera; Cicadellidae
Product: thioredoxin, mitochondrial-like
Exons: 3
Coding region: 113-544 (143 amino acids)
Cellular component (GO): cytoplasm
Molecular function (GO): oxidoreductase activity, acting on a sulfur group of donors, disulfide as acceptor; protein-disulfide reductase activity
Source: RefSeq, a predicted model, not a curated record